Molecule: messenger RNA, 915 nt
Organism: Planococcus citri (citrus mealybug)
Lineage: Eukaryota; Metazoa; Arthropoda; Insecta; Hemiptera; Pseudococcidae
Gene: mRpS7
Product: mitochondrial ribosomal protein S7
Exons: 1
Coding region: 158-832 (224 amino acids)
Biological process (GO): ribosomal small subunit assembly; translation
Cellular component (GO): mitochondrial small ribosomal subunit; ribosome
Molecular function (GO): structural constituent of ribosome; mRNA binding; rRNA binding
Source: RefSeq, a predicted model, not a curated record
AAGGAAGCUUUCUAAUCAAAAAAAUUUUGUAAUCGGUAUCAGUGAAAAAAAAUUUCGCCGAUUUAAAAUGUGAAUUGUUUCCGGCGUGAAUGAAAUUCGCAUAAAUUCAACGUCUUCGUCGUAAAAUCUCACAUCAAAGUAAGUCAUUCGUUCAAUCAUGGAGGCUUUCCGAUUACUGCUAAAACUACGCCCAGCCGCAUUGACGUACUCGCGAUGCUACAGUGUGUACAGUAAAAGCUACAUAGAACCAAUUUACCGGGAAGAAGAGCAGCAAAAAGUGAUCGAUACCGACGAAUACAAAGUUCUGAAAAUAUUACCCGUCAAGGCUGCUCGUUGCAACGAAACAUCGUCCGUUUUCCACGACAUAGUAAUAGCCAAAUUCGUCAACUACAUAAUGGAAUCAAACGGCCGAAAAAAAAUCGCUCGCGAAAACCUAGAAAGGGCUUUCGAAAAAAUAAAGAUGAUCCAAUUGGAACGGUUUCACAAAGCUAAAACACCCGAAGAGAAAGCUCAAAUCAUAACGGAUCCGCUGAGAUUGCUCAAAAUGGCUAUAAAGAAUUGCCGGCCUUUACUGAAACUAAACCCUAUCAGAAGAGGAGGUUCUACGUAUCAAGUUCCGAUGCCUAUCAGCGACGAAGAGUCGAUAUUCCGAGCUAUGCGAUGGAUGGCUUUAGCCAGCAGAGAGAAAGAAGGCCCGACUCAUUAUUACGAACAGUUAGCUCAGGAGAUCUUGGACGCUGCUUAUAAUAGAGGACGUGUUGUUAAACAGAAGCUAGAUUUACAUAAAACGUGCGAAGCGAACCGAGCUUACGCUCAUUUCAGAUGGACGUAAUGUAACCGUAGUGUUCUUUUGAUUAGUUUAUUAUGAUUACUUACCUGUGUUAAUUUUGUUAAUAAAAUCUGUAUUAUUGCGAA